CGUUUAAAACUGACUGCAUUGGGCUUGUCCUUUCGUUCGUCCUCAGUGAAGGAUAACGGUGAACAUCAGUAACGUAGUGGAAGUUUGCCCGUAAAAAGCACUUUAGAUUCACUUUGGCACACCACAUCCACUCUGAAGUUGUCACAAGUGGAUCACGAGAUUUGGACAAUCAACAAUGGACACCAUCAUUCGACGCUGCCCGUUCCUGUCCCGCGUGCCCCAGGCCUUUCUGCAGCAGGCUCGCAAGUCCCUGGUGGUGUACGCGCAGAAGUGCCCCGUGAUGAUGGAUCUGGCCUCCAGGCCUUUCGCCCGGGCCCUGUCCUCCUCCUCCUCUAGCUGCCAGAAGGCUGAAGACACUAGCUCCACCAGUGAGGGCCCCAAAGGAUUGCCAAAGAUGCCCCCUGGGCACCCCAUGCCCCCUGCAGGCCAGGCCGUGGCCUCUAAGUGCCCCUUCCUGGUGGCAGAGAUGGGGCAGAAGAACAGCAGCGUGGUGCGGCAGGCCAGUUUGGAGCUGCAGGAGGAUGUCCAGGAGAUGGAUGCUCUUCGCAAAGAGCGCCCUGUGACCCCCCCUAUGGUCAAUGUCACCAAGGCUGACGGGGAGGACCCCAACAACCUCCUGAAGAAGCUCCUGCAGCAGCGCCCCACCAGGGUGUCUCAUCUGCUGCAGGAGAACAUGCCCAAAUCAAUUUCAAACUUCCACUACGACAAGUUCUUUGAGAAGAAGAUCGAAGCCAAAAAGAACGACCACACAUACCGUGUGUUUAAAACUGUGAACAGGCGGGCGACCACCUUCCCCAUGGCGGAUGACUACACGGAAACGCUCACUACCAAGCGCGACGUGUCCGUUUGGUGCAGCAACGACUACCUGGGCAUGAGCCGCCACCCGCGGGUCAUCCGCACUAUAAUGGACACUUUACGGAAGCACGGAUCCGGAGCCGGGGGCACGCGGAACAUCUCCGGGACCAGCAAGUUUCACGUGGACCUGGAGCACGAGCUAGCAGACCUGCACAACAAGGACGCAGCACUGCUCUUCACUUCCUGCUUUGUGGCAAAUGACUCCACCCUCUUCACCUUGGCCAAGAUGCUGCCAGGCUGUGAGAUUUACUCCGAUGCCGGGAACCACGCCUCAAUGAUCAUGGGCAUCAGAAACAGUGGCGCCAGCAAGUUUGUCUUCCGUCACAAUGACGCCAAUCACCUACGAGAGCUGCUGCAGAAGUCUAAUCCUUCAGCUCCGAAGAUCGUGGCCUUCGAGACCGUGCACUCCAUGGAUGGUGCUGUGUGCCCGCUGGAGGAGAUGUGUGACGUAGCCCAUGAAUUUGGCGCCAUCACAUUUGUGGACGAGGUGCACGCGGUUGGCCUGUAUGGACCCAGGGGAGGUGGGAUCGGAGACCGCGACGGAGUCAUGCAGAAGAUGGACAUCAUCUCUGGGACUCUCGGCAAAGCCUUCGGCUGCGUGGGAGGCUACAUCGCCAGCACUGCCGCCCUGGUGGACACAGUGCGCUCCUACGCCGCCGGCUUCAUCUUCACCACCUCGCUGCCGCCCAUGCUGCUGGCGGGCGCCAAGGUGUCGGUGCAGACGCUGAAGGGCGAGGAGGGCCGCGCGCUUCGCCGCAAGCACCAGCGCAACGUCAAGCUGCUGCGCCAGAUGCUGAUGGACUCGGGCCUGCCCGUGGUCCACUGCCCCAGCCACAUCAUUCCAGUCAGGGUUUCAGACGCAGCGAAGAACACGCUGGUGUGUGACAUCAUGAUGAGUAAGCACAACAUCUACGUCCAGGCCAUCAACUACCCUACUGUAGCCCGGGGGGACGAGCUUCUCCGCAUUGCCCCCACGCCUCACCACACCCCACAGAUGAUGAACUACUUUGUUGAAAAGCUGGUGGAGACCUGGAAGGAGGUGGGCCUGGAGCUGAAGCCCCACUCCACCGCCGAGUGCAACUUCUGCCGGCAGCCGCUGCACUUUGAGCUGAUGAGCGAGAGGGAGAAGUCCUACUUCAGCGGGAUGAGCCAUCCCAUCAGCGCCUGCGCCUGACCCCCACCCCCCCUCUACAAGCCCACCCGUCUCUUCUUUUUUCAGCUGUCAUAACUUAUUUAUUUUAAAAUUACAUGUAUACUGUAUGUAUGGGAAAUAAAUGCCAGAGAGGAAGAA
Molecule: messenger RNA, 2146 nt
Organism: Anguilla rostrata (American eel)
Lineage: Eukaryota; Metazoa; Chordata; Actinopteri; Anguilliformes; Anguillidae
Gene: alas1
Product: aminolevulinate, delta-, synthase 1
Exons: 11
Coding region: 176-2029 (617 amino acids)
Biological process (GO): heme biosynthetic process; erythrocyte development; hemoglobin biosynthetic process
Cellular component (GO): mitochondrial matrix; mitochondrion
Molecular function (GO): pyridoxal phosphate binding; 5-aminolevulinate synthase activity
Source: RefSeq, a predicted model, not a curated record